Molecule: messenger RNA, 651 nt
Organism: Nanorana parkeri
Lineage: Eukaryota; Metazoa; Chordata; Amphibia; Anura; Dicroglossidae
Product: GSK-3-binding protein-like
Exons: 1
Coding region: 151-651 (166 amino acids)
Cellular component (GO): cytoplasm
Source: RefSeq, a predicted model, not a curated record
AGCGGUAUAUUUGGAAUAUCUCCCACCCUGCGAUACUAAAGUGGUACAGUCGGAUCAAUCACUACGUCACCCAUUGUUUACAAACCCAGCAGCAGGGCCGGUGGAAGCCGGGCGGUGGUGCAUCACACGGUGGCUGUGCUUGCUGUCAGCAUGCCGUGCCGUAAGGAGAGCUUCCUGCUGCUGGAGCAGUCGGUGACCGUAGGCUCCAAGGAGGUGGACUCCCUGGUGGCCCGUAUCGGGGAAGCUCUGCAGCUGAAUGCCCACAGAGCCCCGAACUCCUGCAGCAUGGCGUACGGAGGGGCUCUGAAACCAGCCGCCGUCCCACGGCCUACAGCCAUGUGCUCGUGUGUGAGGGGAAGGACUACGCCGUACCCGGUGUGCACUCCCAGAGCGGCUGGACGAUGCCGCCACCAGCCGGCUGGGGCCAGGCACUGUCCGGGGAGCAGCAAGCAGCUGUGCGGCCGGGGAUGGAUGCGGAGGAAACACGAGGAGGACGAGGACCCCCAUCAGCUGCUGCAGGAGCUCCUUCUGUCUGGAAACCUCAUCAAAGAGGCGGUCAGGAGAUUACACCUAGCCGGGGAGGCGGACAGCACAACAGGGGAGUCGGUGCAUUGUAGUGUAACCGAGCCCACUGAGACCACCGUGCAAUGA